Messenger RNA from Parnassius apollo (apollo), 255 nucleotides. Lineage: Eukaryota; Metazoa; Arthropoda; Insecta; Lepidoptera; Papilionidae. The record is from the annotation of a GenBank genome assembly.
AUGACCAACUUUAAACCAAAUACUGGAUGUCCUGAUGCUUUACAAUGUUAUGAUUUGAAUGAUACUAAGGAAGAGGAUACUAAGGAGACUAAGAACAUUAAGGAGGAGGAUACUAAGGAGACUAAGGAUACUAAGGAGAAGCAUACUAAGGAGACUAAGGAGACUAAGGAUACUAAGGAGGAGGAUACUAAGGAGCAGUAUACUAAGGAGAAGGAUACUAAGGAGACUAAGGAUACUAAUGAGGAGGAUACUUAG